AUGUGGCUUUUGGUUCGAAGAGCCGCCCGUGUGUUUCUUGGGCGAGUUGUUUCGUUCACUUACCUCUGCUACGAUUCUCCGUGGCGGGGCACCGGGGGCGCCGAGGGCGCUGCCCGCGAGGGCGGCGAGGAGGGCGGCGGCGAGGACCUUCAUGGCGAUGGAUGGGCUGGCAGUAGACUAGCUUGUGUGCGUGUGCUUGUUACGAUAGAUGUCAUCAAGAGGGAUAAUGAGCUCUCAAGUCCAAGCAAGCCGUGCCCCAAGGAAGUCUUAUAUGUCUCUGUGCAUCUCUUCCACGAACAGGGGAACCUAACCGUACCCAUCUUCGACCGUUCAUCGUAUGUGGAGGGUUCAUGCCUUUGCCCCGGAUACCACAUCUCACAGACAUGGACGUAUUUACCGCAAUGCUAUUGCCCAGCCGUGCAAGUCCAGACGAAAGUCAAAGUUGCCGGAGUUGAGCGCCGGAGCGAGAAGGUUGAGUGGCACAGGCACCACCAGGCUGGGCUUGAUCCACAAGUUGCGGGCGGCAAGCGAGAGUCUAAACCGUCGACCACAAGCGUAAAUAGGGCCAUCCGCUUCAGGUUUUGCCUGCUAUAG
Molecule: messenger RNA, 594 nt
Organism: Purpureocillium lilacinum
Lineage: Eukaryota; Fungi; Ascomycota; Sordariomycetes; Hypocreales; Ophiocordycipitaceae
Source: RefSeq, a predicted model, not a curated record